Pectinophora gossypiella (pink bollworm) is the source of this 1653-nucleotide messenger RNA. RefSeq names its product piggyBac transposable element-derived protein 2-like. Bases 495 to 1643 code for a protein of 382 amino acids. The record is from RefSeq and is a predicted model, not a curated record. Lineage: Eukaryota; Metazoa; Arthropoda; Insecta; Lepidoptera; Gelechiidae. The transcript has 2 exons.
AGAUACAAUCAACAUCUGGCGCUUCAAACAUUCAUGAUUUUAAUAUUUCAAACUUAGAAGAAAACGAUUCGGAAAGUGAAUGUGAUUCGGUGGAAAAUUUUGUCACUGAAAACGUUGCUCGUAUGUCUUCAAAUAGGCUACAGACAUGGAGAGAACCAAGGGGAUUACAACCAACAGUGAUUGCAUUCACGGAACCAACAGGUAUCAAGAAACCGUAUGAUAACGAACUACGAAAUGCAGACCCAGGAGCGUAUUUCUCACUGUUAGUCUCGGACGAAACGUUUGAGGAAAUAGCAGUGCAAACCAACUUGUAUGCUUCGCGACGCGUAAGCACAAAGCCUUCCUCACGUUUGAAAAGUUGGAAACCAACCAACAAAAAUGAAAUCAAAAGUCUUUUCGGACUUAUUAUGUACAUGGGUCUAAUCAAGCUCCCAAAAAUAAGUCUUUACUGGAGCACAGACAGAGUUUUCAAAUAAUCUUUUGCACCAUCCGUAAUGAGUCGUAAUAGAUUCGAACUGUUGCUGCAGAAUCUGCAUUUCGUUGAUAACGAAAAAGCAGAUACCACAGACAGAAUUUAUAAAAUACGUGGUCUGAUAGAUAUAUUGAAUAAAUCGUUUAGACAGUACUAUUUCCCCAAAGAAGAUGUUUGUGUCGAUGAAAGCCAGGUCCCUUACCGCGGGCGAUUGAUCUUUAGGCAGUACAAUAAAAGCAAACGACAUAAAUAUGGAAUGAAGUUAUUCAAGCUGUGCACGAUACCAGGUUAUACCUGUAAACUAGAACUUUAUGCUGGUACUCGUAAAAACCAUGAACAGGUAAAUACGACGCCUAAAAAUGUUGUGAUGUCACUCUGUAAGGAAAUACUUGAUUUGGGGCACACCGUAUCUACGGAUAAUUGGUACACAAGUUUGGAUUUGGCCAAUGAACUUAUAGACAGAAGUACUCAUUUAGUAGGUACACUGAGAAAAAAUAGAAAGGGUCUCCCAAAACAAGUUAUAGGUGCAAAACUUAAACGAGGCGAAUCUGUAGCGAUGGAGAACGAACGAGGCAUAACAGUGUUACACUGGAAGGAUAAACGAAGUGUCUUCAUGCUCUCUACAAAACACUCUAAAGGAUUUGCUAGUGUGCAUAAGAAAGGAAAAGUGUUCCGAAAACCGAAGAUGAUUAUAGCGUAUAACAGAGCAAAAGGAGCUGUUGACAUGAGUGACCAAAUGAGUGCGUAUUCUUCGCCAUUGAGAAAAACUAUUAAAUGGUAUAAAAAGUUAGGCAUCGAGCUAAUUUUAAAUACGGCAGUAGUAAAUGCGUGGAUAAUGUUUAGUGAAAAUACAGCUCAGAGAGGAAUUGUGGAAUUCCGACGUCAAUUAGUCGAAUAUUUAAUAGACUCUGGGAAAGAAGUACCUGAAGACGUCGAGAAUGAAUCAAUUUCAAAAAGACCUAAAAGAUUAAAACAUACUUUAAAAAUAAAAGAAGGCAAAGUGAGGCAAUCCAGGCGCUUCUGUAUUGAUUGUUAUAAAAGCUGUGUUUCCUCGUUUGGAUCAAGAAUUGCCAAAAAUAAGGCCAAGAAAGUGGCAUCCUAUUGUUUUGAAUGUCCUGGACAGCCCCACUAUUGCCUUGAAUGUUUUAAUAAGUGCCAUCGUUAUUUUUAAGGAUGUGAUG